Messenger RNA from Cutaneotrichosporon oleaginosum, 3490 nucleotides. RefSeq lists its product as uncharacterized. Gene Ontology annotation, biological process: tubulin complex assembly; post-chaperonin tubulin folding pathway; microtubule cytoskeleton organization. The record is from RefSeq and is a predicted model, not a curated record. Gene Ontology annotation, molecular function: GTPase activator activity; beta-tubulin binding. Lineage: Eukaryota; Fungi; Basidiomycota; Tremellomycetes; Trichosporonales; Trichosporonaceae.
CUCUGACCAGGUCACCACGAUCACCACCACCACCAUGUCGGCCGAUCCAGCCCCCGAGAGGGGCCAGGACGACUUCGACGGCUCGGACCCGACCUAUACCCACUUCCAACAUCGGGCGGAGUUCAUGUCCCUCCUGUCGGCCUUCCUCGCCAUCCCUCUCGCAGCUGAUCCAACACCCGCCGAAGACAAGAAUGAGAGCGGCCUCGUGACGCAAUUAGGCAACAUCCUCGACUACUAUCUGCCUAUGCCCGGCCUCCUCGACCCAGCUCUCGAGGACAUCGUGCCACCGCUAAUGGACGCCCUUGCUGCCGCCCUGGACAACUUGCAAGCGGGCAAGGCGCCUAACGCGGCCCGCCUCGCUCGCCUUGGCCGCGUCGUGAAUUGGGUAGUCAAAGUGCGCGGGUGGAAGGCCGUCAUCCCCUACUUCCCCUCCGCCUUGGGCCACCUACAUGUGCUCAUCGCUCUCCUCCCCGACUCGCGGCUCGCCUCCGACGACUCUUGGGAGCUUCGUGCCGUCCUCCAGCUCUGGCUAGCCCUCCUUCUCACCGUUCCUUUCAGUCUGGCUGCGCUUUCUGACAAGCCUGGCGCCACGGGGCUCGACGUGCCCAGCCACAAGCGCCUCUUCGCUGCCCCCACUUCCGACCUUGCCGCACGAGUGGUCCUCUUGGCGCUGCCACUUCUCCAUCGCCCAGGUCGCGAAGGGGAAUAUGCCGCUCUUGUUCUAGCUCGCCUUUUCGCUCGAGACGACGCCGUCCAAGGCCUCCCAGGCUUCCUGGACUGGGCGGGUGCUGAGCUGGCCGACGGAGAGCGCGAAAGGGAGGCCAACUUCGUCACCUCUCUCCUCUCCUUCCUCGCCGUCAUUCCUGCCAUGAUCGACGCAUCACAUCUCCUAACCCUUUGCACCUUCUUGAACGACACACUUAUCCCACACCUCGCGGGCGGCGCAACAGCCGCAUCCUCAGGCCUCAUCCGCAAACUCGCCGUUAAAGCGCGCGGGCGCUGGUGGCUCGCCCGUCUCCGGGACGACAUGGACGGCGUGGAGGACGUACUCGACGACCUCAUGACAGCCUUGAGCGACAAGGACACGAUCGUGCGCUACUCCGCGGCGAAGUAUCUGGCUCGCAUUGCAGCCCUCCUGCCCGCCGAGUUGGCAGAGGAGAUCGCUGGCGCGACAGUCGGCCUUUUCGCGGGGACAGAGGACGAGCCCGUCCAGGAAACGAGCUUCGGCGCCGUCGUCGACCCGGGAGGAAGCGCGGUGGGGCGCGGCGUCAUGGGUCUAGGCGGGGCGGAGGCGAGCCGGGGCGAGGCGCGAUGGCACGGCGUCUGUCUCGCAGUCGCCGAGCUUGCGCGCCGCGGCCUCCUUUCAGAUGUGGCGGAAGCUGUACCGUGGAUUCUCAAGGCGCUGGGCUUUGACCUCCGACGCGCAUCUCACUCCGUCGGGGCGAACGUGCGCGAUGCCGGCGCCUACGUUCUCUGGAGUCUGAGCCGCGCCGCGCCACCAGAGCAGCUAGCCCCCUUCGCUGAGAGAUUGGCCACCGCACUCAUCUGCGCCGCAACGCUCGAUCGCGAGGUCGGUGUGCGCCGUGCGGCCUCUGCCGCAUUUCAGGAGGGCGUGGGCCGCUUGGGGCUUUACCCCGCGGGCAUCGACGUGCUCGCCAAGACGGACUUCUACUCCGUCAGUGUGCGGCGUAAAGCGUUUGCGGUUGCUGCUCCCGCCGUCGCUGCGCAUCCCGUGUACCGCGCCGCUCUGAGGGAACACCUGCAUAACAUCACGCUGCGGCAUUGGGACGUCGCGAUGCGCACCGGUGGCGCAGGCACGCUCGCCGCCCUACUUGCGCUUGCGCCAGAGGACGUGGGUAACUCGACGACACGUGAGCUUGCUUGCGUGGCGGCUUUCGAUCCGACGAGCGCGCACGGCGCGCUUAUCGCGCUUGCACAGAUUGCACCGUCGGUGGGCGACGAGCAGAAGAACGAGUUUAUUGUGGCGCUCGCCCGCGUGCGUGCCGCCGCACUCAUAACGUCUAAUGCGGCCGAGAUCAUCGCGGCCGGCUGUGCGCUCACCGAAGCAGCACUCACUCCCAGCACGGACUUCGCGCCAGCCCAGCGCUUCUUUGACGCUGCGGAGCGCCGGCGUGAGCCCGAAGUGCACGAGGCUCUGGCCGCCGCGGGACGGAGGUAUUCGCAGGUAUACGAACCCGUCGUCGUGGACAAACUCACUCGCCGCGCGGUCGACCAUCUUGCAAGCGCACGGCCGACGCAGCGCCAGGCCAAUGCCCUGUUGUUGGGACAUAUUGAGUAUCGGUCACGAGAGGCGAUGGCACCGGCGCUCGGUGCCCUGCUCGGGUUGCUGGAGCCGGCGGCAAAGGCGGACGUGGAAACGAGGCGGAAUGCCGUGCGCUCUCUUGCUGAUCUCGCCGUUCAGACUGCAGGCGCUGAGCUGAUUCUUGACGCGACUGACUUUGCUCGUGUGGUGGUCGCCCUGACCAAGGCGUUGGAGGACUACGCGACAGACCAGCGCGGCGACGUCGGAUCGUGGGUACGCGCUGCAGCGGUCUGCGCUCUCUCACGCGUCCUCGUCGCAGCUGCGUCUUGCCCGCGCCCUCUGGAUCUGGUCUCGCAGGACGCCUUCGCCGCCGCGACAGGCGGCAUGGCGAAGCAGGCGCUCGAGAAGCUCGACGUCGUGCGAGGUGCUGCAACCGCCGCGUGGGGCGAUCUUCUCGCCGCCAACGCGGACAGCGUCUGGAGUUGGCCCGGGGCACGCUGCAUGCUCGAUGGCUCGCAAAUGCGGCCCAGCCCAGAAUGGUUCACAGCUGGACUCGAGUUGCUCCGCACACCGGCGCGUGCCGCAAUGCUUUCUGGACUGGUGCAGAUUGCCGGAAGCGCAGUUCAUUCGAGUUCUGACCGCGCCGCAGCCCCGCUGGUGCAGUGGCUCUCCGCCCUCCCCGCAGGAGACGAGACGCACGCUCUCGUCCUGGCCGAUCUGUGCACCCUUCUAGGCGCGAACCUGGGCGGCAACCGCGUCGCCGUGCCCACACUCACAACCCUCGCGCGCCUCUUUGCGGCAGAAACGCCUAUCUCCUCGGAUCCAGGAGUGUACACCCGCGCGCUGUCGCUCGCAACGCGCGGCGUGCCGGCUUUUAAAUCGAUCGACCGCAUCACAGCCGCGCUCCGCCUUGUGGUGGCGACGCUCACGCUCCCCUUUGAUAGGGUGCAGACGGCCGCGGCGGCUGCGCUGCCCGCGUUUCUCGCGCACCGCUUCCCGCGUAUCCGCGCUGCAGCGGCGGAGUCGACGUACCUCGCCCUCGAGGAGGAGGGGGAGCUCGAUCCGGAGCUCGAGGAGAUGCUUCUCGAGACGAACUGGGCGGAGGAGGCGGACGCCGAGGCCGCGGGGCGCGUGGCGGAGCUCGUGCGGGAUUGCAUCUCGGGGAGGCAGAAGGAUGGAGUGGACGUCUAGAGAUACGUUAUAAUGCACCAAUGUAUAUAUUUGCAU